GCAGAAGCUCCAUCCAUCGCAACGACUGCUGCUUACUGCUGCAACUGGGGAAGCACCACCACCACCACCACGAUCCACGGUCCACGACGUAGUCCAGUGUGUAGUGCGAUAAUCCUACAGCCCACCUUGAGGUAUCCCCGGAAACGACGUCCACGAAUACUCCCGAGUCAGAUCCCUCACCACCACAUCAACCGAGUUCGAUCCCCAAAACUUAAUACAAACCGAUAUUCACAAUGGCGGCAAGAGGGUUGGACAUGAUCACCAAGUUCGCCAUCCCGGCAACUGUUGGUGUGGCUCUUCUCCAAAACUCCAUCUACGACGUCAGAGGUGGUUCGCGGGCGGUUAUCUUCGACAGAGUUGCCGGUGUGAAGGACACGGUCGUUAACGAGGGCACACACUUCCUCAUCCCAUGGCUGCAGAAGGCCAUCAUCUUCGAUGUUCGCACCAAGCCUCGCAACAUCCCUACCACCACCGGCUCCAAGGAUUUGCAGAUGGUCAGCUUGACGCUCAGAGUGCUGCACCGUCCUGAGGUGCAGGCUCUGCCCAAGAUCUACCAGAACCUCGGCCCAGACUACGACGAGCGUGUCCUCCCCUCCAUCGGCAACGAGGUACUCAAGUCCAUCGUCGCCCAGUUCGACGCCGCCGAGCUCAUCACGCAGCGUGAGGCCGUCUCGCAGCGCAUCCGCGCCGACCUCGUCAAGCGCGCCGCCGAGUUCAACAUUGCGCUCGAGGAUGUUUCCAUCACCCACAUGACCUUUGGCAAGGAGUUCACCAAGGCCGUCGAGCAGAAGCAGAUUGCGCAGCAGGAUGCCGAGCGUGCGCGCUUCAUCGUCGAGCGUGCCGAGCAGGAGCGCCAGGCCAACGUCAUCCGCGCCGAGGGUGAAGCCGAGAGUGCAGAGACCAUCAGCAAGUCUAUUGCCAAGGCUGGCGAUGGUUUGAUCCAGAUCAGAAAGAUUGAGGCGUCGAGGGAGAUUGCCCAGGUGUUGGCUGCCAACCCCAACGUGGCGUAUCUGCCCGGAGGUGGCAAGGGGACAAAUCUGUUGAUGAACGUUGGCAGGGCAUAAACGGGAGCAAUCAGUAAGGGAAAGAGACGAAGAUGGUCCUGCAGAAAGGGGACCAGGAUACCUAGGCUACGGAGGUAAAGGGAGGUAAUGACCAAAAUGGGACUGUAUUAUUAUGAUAUGAGCAUUGUGUAUCUUCCCCGCUUAGGCACUUGUUACAAUAGGAGCAUGUUUGAACUUG
Neurospora tetrasperma FGSC 2508 is the source of this 1242-nucleotide messenger RNA. RefSeq lists its product as uncharacterized. Bases 234 to 1064 code for a protein of 276 amino acids. Gene Ontology annotation, cellular component: membrane; mitochondrion. Gene Ontology annotation, biological process: mitochondrion organization. NCBI's taxonomy places the organism in Eukaryota, Fungi, Ascomycota, Sordariomycetes, Sordariales, Sordariaceae. The record is from RefSeq and is a predicted model, not a curated record. The transcript has 2 exons.